AUGGGAGAAAACAAAGAUAUAACCGAGACGCUUCUCUCUACGGCUGAAAAACUCGACCCGGUGACCUUUCUUCCCUUCUCACCGGCCGAUGAUAUAUCUCCGAUCACUACCAUCGGUGGCUUUGUCAAAGAGUUUAACGUGGAGGCCAAAAAACUAUGGUACUUGGCCGGUCCCGCCAUUUUCACGUCGGUGAGCCAAUAUUCUCUUGGCGCCGUUACUCAGGUCUUCGCCGGCCACAUCAGCACUAUCUCUCUCGCCGCCGUUUCUGUCGAAAAUUCAGUGAUCGCCGGCUUCUCCUUCGGCAUCAUGCUUGGAAUGGGAAGUGCGUUAGAAACGCUAUGUGGACAAGCGUUUGGAGCUGGGAAACUGUCAAUGCUUGGCGUUUACCUACAACGAUCAUGGGUGAUCCUAAACGUGACCGCUCUUAUCCUCUCCCUUCUCUACAUCUUCGCCGCUCCAAUCCUCGCAUCCAUCGGCCAAACGGCAGCGAUCUCUAGCGCCGCCGGAAAAUUUUCCAUCUACAUGAUCCCUCAAAUCUUUGCUUACGCAGUUAAUUUCCCGACAGCUAAGUUCCUCCAAUCCCAAAGCAAGAUUAUGGUCAUGGCCGCGAUUUCCGCGGCUGCACUUGCUCUUCACGUGCCCCUCACGUGGCUUGUUAUCGGGAAGCUUAAAUGGGGCAUGGCUGGUCUAGCCGUCGUGCUUAACGCCUCGUGGUGGUUCAUUGUCGUGGCUCAGCUCGUGUACAUAUUCAGUGGCACGUGCGGCGAGGCUUGGUCAGGAUUAUCGUGGGAAGCGUUUCAUAAUUUGUGGAGUUUCGUUAGAUUGUCUCUGGCUUCUGCUAUUAUGCUCUGUUUGGAGGUGUGGUAUUUUAUGGCAGUCAUAUUAUUUGCUGGCUAUUUGAAGAAUGCUGAAGUCUCAGUGGCCGCACUCUCCAUCUGCAUGAACAUUUUGGGAUGGACCGCAAUGGUUGCAAUUGGGAUGAAUACAGCCGUAAGUGUGAGAGUGUCUAAUGAAUUAGGAGCACACCAUCCAAGAACCGCAAAAUUCUCACUGCUAGUUGCAGUGAUAACAUCUACAAUGAUCGGAAUCGUUGUAGCGAGCGCUCUACUCAUUUUUAGAAAUCAAUAUCCUUCACUUUUUGUGGGCGAUGAAGAAGUCAUCACUCUUGUUAACGAACUCACACCAAUACUAGCACUCUCCAUUGUCAUCAACAAUGUCCAACCCGUCUUAUCGGGGGUGGCUGUGGGAGCUGGAUGGCAAGCAGUAGUAGCGUACAUCAAUAUCGCAUGCUAUUACUUGUUUGGAAUACCAUUUGGUCUAUUGUUAGGAUACAAGCUUGACUUUGGUGUAAAGGGAAUCUGGCUGGGAAUGUUGGCGGGAACUGUGGUUCAGACAAUAGUCUUGACGUGGAUGAUCUGCAAAACAGAUUGGGACAAAGAGUCUGCAAUGGCUGAGGAUAGGAUUAGAGAGUGGGGAGGAGAAGUAUCCGAAGUAGAUCAGCAGCUCUUGAACUAA
Microthlaspi erraticum is the source of this 1515-nucleotide messenger RNA. The record is from the annotation of a GenBank genome assembly. NCBI's taxonomy places the organism in Eukaryota, Viridiplantae, Streptophyta, Magnoliopsida, Brassicales, Brassicaceae.